Molecule: messenger RNA, 2511 nt
Organism: Phymastichus coffea
Lineage: Eukaryota; Metazoa; Arthropoda; Insecta; Hymenoptera; Eulophidae
Gene: RagC-D
Product: ras-related GTP-binding protein C
Exons: 6
Coding region: 405-1613 (402 amino acids)
Biological process (GO): cellular response to amino acid stimulus; regulation of autophagy; cellular response to starvation
Cellular component (GO): nucleus; lysosome; Gtr1-Gtr2 GTPase complex
Molecular function (GO): GTP binding; GTPase activity
Source: RefSeq, a predicted model, not a curated record
UCUAUUGCAAGCCAUCCACGUUUAGUAUUAACUCCAUAUUACCAAACACUAGAAAAACAGUGAUAGUAUAUAUAAGUAUAUUAUUUUUUUCGUCAAUAAAACCUAUCAUUCAAACUCCAAAGCGCCACUCGUAGACGUCACAUCUUUAGAGGCGCAUGCGUUAUGCAGCACACACACGCACAUAGAACAUCACGCAGUUGGCCUCACUUUUAUUUGAAUGUAUGAGUAAUGGCAGCUCGACUAUACGAUGUGCGCUCAGGGCGAUGUAUCAGCAUCAUAAGAUUUUUGACAUAAGGCCAUGAAGUAAACAAAUGCGCUGCAAAGUGGUUGUACAUCCAUCGACUGCCAACUAAAUAAUUUGCCUUUGGGUUCCUUUCUACCGUAGCUAUCCUGAGAAAAUCACGAUGGAUGACGAUGACCAGUAUCAGACUGGCUAUGAUGUUGGAUCUUUUCCCAAAGAUUUUGGCUAUACACCCUUUGAUGGAGAUGGAGAGGGUUCUGCUGGUCCACUCACUGGCGAUCAGAAACCUAGAAUACUCCUGAUGGGUCUGAGGCGGAGUGGUAAGUCAUCUAUACAGAAGGUGGUAUUUCACAAAAUGUCACCUAAUGAAACACUCUUCUUGGAGAGUACCAAUAAAAUUAUCAAAGAUGACAUCUGUAACUCAAGUUUCGUGCAAUUUCAAAUUUGGGAUUUCCCAGGGCAGAUUGAUUUUUUUGAUCCUACAUUUGAUAGCGAUAUGAUCUUUGGAGGCUGUGGAGCACUUGUUUUUGUCAUAGAUGCUCAAGACGAUUAUAUGGAAGCUUUGAACAAAUUACACUUGACAGUUACAAAGGCCUACAAGGUCAAUCAAGCUAUCAAGUUUGAGGUGUUCAUACAUAAAGUUGAUGGACUGUCGGAUGAUUACAAGAUGGAAACUCAGAGGGAUAUACAUACUAGAGCAAAUGAUGAUUUGAUUGAUUCUGGAUGUGAUCAAAUACACUUGAGUUUUCAUCUGACAUCAAUUUAUGAUCAUAGUAUAUUUGAGGCAUUUAGCAAAGUUGUACAAAAACUCAUACCACAGUUACCAACUUUGGAAAAUUUACUCAACAUCCUUAUCUCGAAUUCAGCUAUAGAAAAAGCUUUUCUGUUCGACGUAGUCUCGAAAAUUUAUAUUGCGACCGACAGCUCACCCGUGGAUAUGCAGAGUUAUGAACUUUGUUGCGAUAUGAUUGAUGUCGUAAUCGAUGUAUCUUGUAUAUACGGAUUGAGGGAAGAUGUGGAAGCAGCGGCGUUUGACAGUCAAAGCUCCAGUUUGAUUAAGCUGAACAAUGGAACUAUUUUGUAUUUGAGAGAAGUGAACAAAUUUCUUGCUCUUGUUUGCAUUUUGAGGGAAGAUAAUUUUGAUAGGCAAGGUGUCAUCGACUAUAACUUCCUCUGUUUCCGUAAUGCAAUUCAACAAGUUUUCGAGCUACGCAAUAAAACAUUGGCAGCUGCAAAUGUAAAUGUAACCAACCAUUCAACGUCGCCAACAACGAGCAACAGUGCAAUCCCUGAGCCAGGACCAAGUACUAGUAGUGGAGCAUCUCAAUCGCAACCACAGCCUAAUGGUACGGCUGUGCUUGCACAAAGCUAACCCGCGAGACUUGCCGUUCGUGUCAAGCUCGACUUGUUCGGCAGAGAGACUUUUUAAAGAUUUCGUUGUUCGUGUUGAACAUAUUAAUUCAGAAUCGUGUCGUUUGUUCAGGAUGAACGCUAUUGUUUUUUUUUUGCGCUGUUGUAAUCAUACUUCGUAAUUGAAUUACUAAUGAAAUUUUUGAAUAAUGAUAAUUUUUAAGUAGAUAAGGUUAUUGAUUUCUUGUGGUACGAUUCUGAUGGUAAACUGUAUUAACUAAUUUGUCAAAUUAUUCGCAUUUGUUUACAAAAAUAUCAAUAAGCAUCAAAUCAAAAAUUUAUUCGUACACACCGGUAAGAAAUUAUUUUUUUUUAUUUUGUAAGGCUUUGUCACUGCGUUAGAUUCUUUAUCUAUCCUCGCAGAUGCAAGUAGGAUGAAAGAACAAUAACGUUAUAUAUUAUUAGCUUGAGCGAUUUAAAUAUUUGCGAAAGAUUAACUGUAUAUAUACAAGUAAUAUAUUCUAUGUGUGCGCGUUAUGAGAAAGACUUUGUUUUCGUUAUUUUUUACUUCAGAAAUUGUCGUCGCUGUCGUACUCUUCAACAUCAGCGAAGCGUGUACAGUCAUAGCCGUUUGUGUCUUGACUGAAAUGUUAAUUGCAAAAAAUGUAUUCUUCAAACAUCGGAAGUAUUAAGUUCAUUAAGUCUAUCCGACAAUGUUUGGGAUUAAAAAUCAUGUAUCCGAUAAAAAUUUUUACGUGUCACAGAACCAAAAUUAGUAAAAAAGUUACAGAUAAACGUUCUUAAAUAAUAUAUUACUAAUUUAAGUAUUUCAUAACAAUAUAUUGUCAUCUUGUAUAUUUUUCUAAAAGUAUAAAUAAAUGGAAAAGUCUUUAUGUAUAGUAUAUGAGUAUUAAAUUUUU